GAAGAAAACGACGACGGCGAAGAAGAAGAAGUGUCGUUUUUCAGACGACUAAACUCCUCCUCUGCACGCUCGCUCGGGCUGCGCUCUUCCACUUGAGCAGCCAACUUGUUAUCAGGACACAUUCUCCGGGGCUGCGAUGUGGAGGCGAAAAGCUCCACAUCAACGUAUCCCUAACUUUUAAUUUUUAUGCCCGUCGCGUUCAUUUUUUUUUUUACAACAAUCUAUUUUGACUUUUUUUUUCUCCCCCGUUUCUUUUUCUCGGAGGGAACACAGCCAGACGUUGGCACAAACUUCAGGAGCGCCAAACAUACUGGCGUUUUUUUUUUUUUUUUUUUUUUCUUCCAGGGAGGGGGGGCUGCAGCCAUUGUUUCCUCACACAUGGAUCUUGAGUGCAUUGAGUAAACCUCUCGCGGGCUCGGACUGCAGCAGUUUUCGUGGCCCCCGGGGCUCUACAUGAGGAGACGCACGCGCCUCCGAGGAGACAAACUUUGACAAGUUGUUGCAAAUUCCGUGGAUUAUUCUCGCCAUGGACGUCAGGACCGCGUCCAGAAGAUGAAAAACGGACAUUUUCUUGUAGUUCCUAGUGUGUCUCCACUGAGCCCUUUGGACGAUCUGAGUACAAGUGGUUUGUUCUAGCGGUUGCACACGUUUUUUUUUUUUUGGUGUGUUUGUUUGUUUUCUUUUUCUAUUUUGUUUUUCGCCUCCGGUCGAGCCACUUCACUGGUGUGCAAAAAUGCCUCAGCUGAACGGAGGCGGCGGGGACGAUUUGGGGGCAAAUGAUGAAAUGAUCUCUUUUAAAGACGAAGGGGAGCAGGAGGAAAAGAUUUCCGAAAACGUCUCGGCGGAGAGAGAUUUGGACGACGUGAAAUCCUCGCUGGUAAACGAGUCGGAAAACAACAGCAGCUCCUCGGACUCGGAGCAAGCGGAGAGGCGUCCCCAAACCAGAGCGGACUCGGAAAGUUAUGAGAAAGCAAGAGACUACUUUACUGAAGCACUGCGAAGACAGCACGAUGGAGGUUUCUUUAAGAGCCCCCACUACCCCAGCUAUCCGUUUCUCAUGAUCCCAGACCUCAGCAACCCCUACUUAUCCAACGGCUCGCUCUCUCCCGGUGCAAGAACAUACCUGCAGAUGAAAUGGCCCCUGUUGGACGUCCCCGGCUCUGCAGGACUCAAAGACUCCCGUUCCCCAACGCCGGGCCAUUUAUCAAAUAAAGUUCCUGUGGUGCAGCAUGCCCACCAUGUUCACCCGCUGACACCCCUCAUCACCUACAGCAAUGAACAUUUCUCCCCUGGCACGCCACCAUCACACCUCUCUCCGGAAAUACUUGACCCAAAGACAGGUAUUCCUCGGACACCCCACCCAUCGGAACUUUCUCCGUAUUACCCCUUGUCUCCCGGCGCAGUCGGUUCUAUUGCCCACCCGUUAGGCUGGCUCAUGCCACAGCAGGGCCAGCACAUGUACUCCAUCCCUCCUGGGGGGUUCCGUCACCCCUAUCCAGCACUCGCUAUGAAUGCAUCCAUGUCCAGCUUGGUGUCCAGUCGCUUCUCCCCUCACAUGGUGACUCCUCCACCUCACAGCCUCCACCAGACCGGCAUCCCCCAUCCUGCCAUCGUGUCGCCGGCCAUCAAGCAGGAGCCCAACAGCGACAACAGCAGCCCGUCGAUGCACGCCAGGAAAUCUCCCAUCCCUCCCAAGAAAGACGAGGACAAGAAGCCGCAUAUCAAAAAGCCUCUGAACGCUUUCAUGUUGUAUAUGAAGGAGAUGAGAGCCAAAGUAGUGGCAGAGUGCACUCUGAAGGAAAGCGCCGCCAUCAACCAGAUCCUUGGAAGACGGUGGCAUUCCCUGUCGAGAGAGGAACAAGCCAAAUACUACGAGCUGGCGAGGAAAGAGAGGCAACUCCACUCGCAGCUCUACCCUGGAUGGUCAGCGCGAGACAACUACGGAAAACGGAAAAAGAGGAAGCGGGACAAUAAACCCGACUCAAAACCAGAAGACUUCUCGAUAAGGAGCAAGAAACAGUGCGUUCAGUACCUGCCCUCCGAGAAGAUGUGCGACAGCCCGGCGUCGUCCCACGGAAGCAUGCUGGACUCGCCCGCCACGCCGUCCGCCGCGCUGGCCUCGCCGGCCGCCCCCGCCGCCACCCACUCGGAGCAGGCCCAGCCGCUGUCGCUCACCACUAAACCGGAGGGGCGCGUGCCCCACCACUUCUCCGUACUGGGGAAAGCUUCGGGGGGCACGUCCUCCUCGUUCUCCUCGUCGUCGUCCGUCUCCCAGCCGACCGUUUCCAUCCCGAUGGGCGCUUCGGGCGGCCAGCCGACGACGCCCAUCCUGAGCCGGCCGAUCCCCUUCGCGUCUCUGCACCCCUCCAUGCUCUCCCCCCCCUCGUCGUUCCAUCAGGCAGCCCUUCACUCCCACCAUGCCCUCUUCCAGUCACAGCCCUUGUCCUUGGUUACCAAACCAACUGAAUGAAUCUGCAAAAACUCCUUUUUUUCUACCAUUUAUUAAGCUGUAUAUUGCUUUCCUUUAAGAUAGGUAGUAGAGCCACCUUUUUUUUUUUCCUAAAUAAAGAAAAGGAAGAAAUAUUAUUGGUCAAUAUUUGACUGUUUUCCUUUUCUACGUCCCACAAUAAAACAAAAUGUAUUUUUUGUAAAGUUCACCGCCAACCGAUUUUGUUUUGACGCAUUUAUCCAAGUCAACCUCUUGUAUAAAAGAUCCAAUGUACAUACAGUUUCUUUAUAAAAACAAAAAUCAAACAAAAACAUAUUCUUUGUAGCCAAAAUCUGAUUAAUGUUAGCAUUGUUUUUUUUUUUUUUUUCCUCCUUGAGCUGGCCAAUAAUUUUUCAGCCCUGUUUUCAAUUCACGAGUGUGUGACCCUUCUUUGACAUGUUAAAUAAACAUUUGAAAUGGUUUCUUACG
Messenger RNA from Syngnathoides biaculeatus (alligator pipefish), 2917 nucleotides. RefSeq names its product transcription factor 7 like 1b (gene tcf7l1b). Gene Ontology annotation, biological process: regulation of transcription by RNA polymerase II; canonical Wnt signaling pathway; generation of neurons. Gene Ontology annotation, cellular component: beta-catenin-TCF complex. Gene Ontology annotation, molecular function: DNA-binding transcription factor activity, RNA polymerase II-specific; RNA polymerase II cis-regulatory region sequence-specific DNA binding. The record is from RefSeq and is a predicted model, not a curated record. The coding region runs from base 734 to 2470 and encodes 578 amino acids. Lineage: Eukaryota; Metazoa; Chordata; Actinopteri; Syngnathiformes; Syngnathidae. The transcript has 12 exons.